UCGCUGCGGUUUGGACGGUUGUGUGCAUACGAGCGGAGGGAUACCAGUUUUACGUUGCAGUGAUGUGGACCAGUGUUCAGUUUCGCGGAGCAAAAGAGUGACUAUUUGCGGGUGGAGAUUGCAAGAAAUUUAAAUCCCCCGGGUUGUGCUCGACACGUUUAAGAAGAUACUCCAGUCAUUUUUGUUUGUUUCUUUCUUUUGUUCCUUAACACAGUUUCACGUAGUAAAUGUACAAUCGAUAGAAAAUCUGUGCUGAAGUUUUCGAGGGUUUUUUCACUCUGUGAAAGGCCAUGGCGGUGGAAGCGCGGCCGGAGCUGGUUGGGAAGCGGUUCCUGUGUGUCAGCGGUGAGGAGCCGCUUGAGCUCGGGGAGAUCGGACGCUGGGGAUGGCGAGCCGGGGUCAUCCGUGCAGUAUCUCACCGCGACACCGACAAUGCUGAGUUGACGGUCUACGUGGAGUUUGACGACCAGGAGUGGGAGAAGCGCGAGUGGGUGAAGGUGUACGAGGACUUCCGGAUCUUUCUGGUGGAGCACCAGCUGGUGUGGGCAAAGCGGCGCGAGGGAUCUCAGCUGCAGGUGGCCAAAGCCAAGCACGUCCAGUGGCCCGCGCUGACGUUCAAGCCCCUUGAGGGGAAGGUGGUGCUGGGCUCCAUCACAGCUGUGGAGUUCUUCUCCGACCGCCGACUCGACUUCCUGAGCGACGACGGAGCCUACCAGCCCUAUCAGGAUGAAGCGGACAGCUUGAGUCCUGUUCUCAGGGACAACCCGCAGCUUCAUGAAGAAGUGAAAGCCUGGGUCAAAGACCUAAAGGUUCAGGAAAUUUUUAUGCAAGGUCCCUACUCGUUAAAUGGCUACCGAGUGCGCGUUUACAGACAGGACUCGGCCACUCAGUGGUUUACAGGCAUCAUCACCCACCACGAUCUCUUUAGUCGCACUAUGGUGGUGAUGAACGAUCAGGUACUAGAGCCUCAGAAUGUGGACCCCUCUAUGGUACAGAUGACUUUUCUUGAUGACGUCGUCCACUCUUUGCUGAAAGGAGAGAACAUAGGCAUCACGUGCAGGCGCAGGUCUCGCUCUAGCCAGAACAACAGUACAGCCCACACGUCAGGAGGGAGACCCACCACCAGCGCAGGAGGCACUCAGGGUCACUACACCCGCGCCCAGGCCAACAGCCCUAGACCCGUCAUGAACUCGUCUAGCUCCACCCCCAAGCAGGUUGGCCAAUCCCAGCAGCAGCAGCAGCAGCUAUCCCAACAGACCCAGCAACAGCCAUCCCUUCAGCACCAGCAGCAGCAGCAACAGCCGCAGUCGUCGCCGGGGCAACAGCGAGGCUCGCGCUCCUCGCGCCGCAAGGGCUCGGACAGCAGCGUCCCCGACGACGACAGCAACAAGGUCAAAGAGGAGAAGCCCGACGUCGUCGCGACACGAGGAGACUUCACCUCCAAGAGCAAAAGCAAGCAGACGGCGAGCCGGAGGCGGAAGGUGGAGGAGGACGAGAAGAAGAACAGUGCACUGAAACGUCUGAAAACUGAGGCCUCAGACCAGUCGGAGAGCAGCGACUCCGAGAACUCGCAGAGGAGAGGACGCGCCUCGGCUGACUCUUCCUCCUCCUCUUCCGCCUCAUCUUCUUCCUCGGAGCCCAGCUCGGAGAACGAGCUGAGGGCGAAGAUCGUGAAGGAGGAGGCGGUGUCUCCAGGGGAACAGCAAUCCUCCAGGACUCAGGAGGAGGAGAGGGAGCAGCGGGAGAGGGAGCGAGAGCAGGCUCUGAUUGGUCGGCUGUCGCCGUGGGAGGAUCUCCGUCUGGAGGAGAAGAGCAGCAAAGCGGCGGCGGUUGCCGUAGAGACACUGCAGCUGGCCGAGGUCGAGAGGGAGCGGCGGGACGAGAGGAGGUCUCCACGGUCGCCACGGCUGCCGCAUCCCAGCGCCCCAACCCCUGUCUCCACGGAAACGCAAGGCAGCGGCGGUGGGUGCAUUGUGGAUAUGAGGAGCACAGUGAGGAGCCCAUCCAAGGACCACUACAGCCUGACAGGGCUGCCUCCGCAGCGCACGCAGACGCCCAAGCAGACACUGUCAUGCGUCAUCGACAUCACGGAGGACGGUGGUGGAACGCAACCCAGCUCGCGGGAGAGCUUGGAGGCCGUGUCUGCCCUGCUUGCGUCCCAGAAGGCCGAGCGGCACACACCUGAGCCCAGACACAUGGUGCUAACCCCCACCCCAUCAGACCUCAGGAAAGGGGAGAGCGAACAACAGCAGCAGCAGCAGCAGCAACAGCAGCAGCAACAGCAGCAACAUCAUCAUCUCCACCACCACCACCUCCACCAGCCACAGGUGGUGCGUAGUCAAGGUGCUAAGCUCGAGUUCAGCCACCUGGAGGUGAUCCGACCUUUGACCUCCGUGAGCGAGUCGGCGGCAGCGCUGGCAGAGCGGGAGAAGGUUUCGGCACAGCAGUACGCCGCCAUCGUGCCGUCCUGCAUCAAGAGUGCCGCCGUUGCCGAGGAGACACGCCGGCCGCAGAGGCCGAGCCCGUCGCCGGACGCCACCAAGGCGCGGCCGCACCCCAACCCCUCGCCCGAGCUCCACAAACCUCUCCGCCCGCACCCCAACGUCUCCCCGGAUGUCCCCAAAUCCAAGCCCUACGGCAUCAUGGAGGCGUCCAAACCGCGCCCCAACACGUGUCCAGAGGUGUCCAAGCACAAAGCGAGACACCCGGACGCCCCGACCCCCAACAACACCCCGCCCUCGUCGGGCCGCAUCUGCAAGAGCGAGCCCCCCGCUUCACCCUCCCCGUCCCCGCGCUCCUGCUUCAAGCCGGUCCCGACCCGCUGUGAACCCACCAAGAGCCCCCUCAUCUUCGAUAAGAAUGAGCACUUCACCGUCUACCGCGACCCGGCACUGAUUCGGCCCGAAGCCGAGCCCGCGUCUGCAGCCGCCAAUCACGUGGCUUACUUACACCCCCACCUGCACGCCCUCCACGGCUCCUCCCACGCCACCUGCCUCACGCCCAGCUCGCACCACCCCUCCCACCUCCUCGCGCCCUCCUCCAUCAACCCGCACGCGGCCCCUCCUCCUCAGCACCACUCUGUGCACCACUCGCACAUGCUUUCCGGCGUGCUCCCCGGCAUGUCCCCGCAUCCGCAGUCCUCGAUCCUGGGGGGCCAUGCGCGGGUGGACUCGGGGGGGCUGGGGCACCUGGCGUUGGCGGCAGCGGCCCACCACCACCCGCACCAACACCCGCACCAACAUCAACACCAACAUCAACACCAACACCAGCACCAGCACCAGCAGCAGCAGCAGCAGCAGUUCCUGCAGCAGCAGGCGUCCGCGCUCAUGCCACAGCACCAGGGACCCGGCGGGCCGUCCUACAACCAGCUGGGCCUGUACCCCAUCAUCUGGCAGUACCCCAACGGCAACCACCACACCUACCCGCCGGGCCUCGGCCUGGCAUCCUCCAAUUGGGUGCACGCGGGCGAGAACCAGGUCAACUCGGAGAACAGUCUUAGGAGGAACACGCCCAGCCCCUGGCUCCACCAGCACACCCCGGUGUCCUCGGCCGACGGCCUGGGUCUCCUGAGUCACGUCCCGGGCAGGCCAGCCAGCGCCGACCCCCACCGCCCCAUCAAGAUGAGCUCCCACGCCAGCCCCCCACUCUCCAAAAGCGUCGGAGACUACCACAAAGAGGAACUGGAGAAGAAGGUCUUUGGCGACUCCAUGCGUAGCCUAGCAACGGCCCACCUGAAACAAGAGCCGGACCGCAGCCGCACACCGACGGGGAAGGAGCUCCACCGUGGCUACCUGGACCCGCCGCAGAAAACGUCCCGUAUGGUUCCAACGCCGGACGCCUCAGAACGCGCCAGCAAGUACAAGGAGGAGAACCGGCGCAUCCUGCAGGAGAGCAUCGAGGUGGCGCCCUUCACCGCCAAGCUUCGGCCAGGCGAGUCCGAGCGCGAGUCGUACCCCCGCGUGCCCCAACCUCUCCCCACCUCGGCUGUGGCCCCCCCAGCCUCUAAAUCCCACGCCCCGUCGGCCCCCGAGAGGGACCCCGAGCAGCGCCCGGCCUCGGCCUCGGAACUCUAUAAAUUCAAGCCGGCCGCGCAGCAGCAGAGCAACUACUUCACCACCUUGUCCAACAGUGUGGUGAACGAGCCGCCUCGCCUCUACCCCUCCAAAGAGCUGAACUCAUACUUUGACAAGGUGGCAGGCCCCCCCUCGGCCUCCUCCAGCCCCCUGUCCCUCGUGUAUGGGGCCUCCAAGUCCCUCUCGAAGCCCCCACCUCUUAUUAAGCACCAGCCAGAAGGGGAGGGCCUGGUGAGCAAGAUUACGGAGCAGCUAUCCCAGCAGGCUGCGGCGCUGCACCCCCUAAGCAGCCCGCAGGGCGGGGAGCCUCGUCGGAGCCCCGCUCUUUCAUCCCCUGGUCAGCUGCGCAUGCCUGCGUUGCACCGAGCGCCAGUUUUUCACCCGCCGACCCAGCAGACUCUCGACCGCAAGGACGCGGCCAACUACGGGCGCCUCUCCCCUCCCACGCUCACCCCCAUCCAGCCGGUCAGCGUGGCCGGGAAACUUCCGGAACAGCAGAAGCCACCCACACUGCUGCCCGAGCUAAGGGAGGUGAAGAGCGGGGUGGAGCUGGGUGGGGCGGAGCCAUGGCGUGUUGGCGACGCCCCUGGAUACGAUAGAGGGGUGUGGCUUGGCGAAAAGAGCCGGACCAAGCCUCAGGGCGCCACCGCGUCCGUUAUCGUGCGGCAGUCUACCUGCAUCAAGGCCUCGGGCAGGGAGCCUGAGGUCGGGAAGCCAUUCUUGGGCAAUUCUCAGGCAGACGGUGUAAAACUGGCUGAGACCAGGGACACUGGCAGAGUCAUUCUGCCCAACACCAACCUGGAGGAAGCCUGUGCGCAGUACAAGAAGAGCAUGAUCCGAGCUUCGCAGGCUGGCGUUCCCAGCCCCAUUGUGUCGUUGGCCAACUCUGUGUGCAAUUCCCGAACUGAUGUGACCACUUCUGCCCCCUCCGCCCCCUUCAACGUCUUGAACCGCAGUGGCUCGGAGCUCUGUUUCCCCAUUAGCAUGAAUGCUAACGCGCAUGCUAAUGCUCAUGCUCAUGCUAAUGUUAACACCAGCAGCAGGACUGAUAGCUCCACGCCCAAACCGAGGCUUCUUGCUGGGGCUGAGGUGCAGGAGGGUGGGGGCUCCAGGACCACCUCCCCCAACACGCUCCCCUCCUCUGGCACAGCCUCCCCAGCGCAGGUGUCCCCCGGGCAAGCGUACCCCGGGAACUUCAUCCACCUAAAGAAGCACAAGGCAGCGCUGGCCGCAGCACAGUCGAGGGGUUCGGGAACCCCCGAAAGCGACCGACCCCAGCAGGGCCCGCCUGCCCCAACGCAGGACGCCGGUGCAGCGGCGGCACCGCCACCCAUCACCAACGCAGCGGGCAAAGCUGCCCCCAUGCCCAACGGGCAGUCAGUGCCGCCUCUCAGCCAGCCCAACUAUCACAAACUGAAGAAGGCGUGGCUCACGCGGCACUCGGAGGAGGACAGAAACACCAACCGGCCCGACAAACCUUGCAGCGCCUCGCCGGUCACCCCGCCCCUGGAGAUCAUCAAGCCCUGCACCGUCAGCCUGAUCGCAUCCACCUCCGGCGAGACCGACUCUGGUAAAGUGGGGGAAACUAACUCCGAGGACGGCAACAACAAGUCGAGCCCGGAGGACCGGCGAACGCGCCGCGGCUCCAAGCGGGCCUACGAGUCGGGCUCGGAGAGCGGCGAGGACACGGACGGCAGCGAGAACAGCAAGAUGGACCAGCGUGCCAAGCGCCAGCCCAAGCCCACCUACAAGAAGAAGCAGAACGACAUGCAACGACGGAAGGAGGACGACGAGAACAAGCCCAACGUUAUAUUCCGCAGCGCCCGGGAAAAGACUAAACUUAAGCUGGCCAGCAGCAACGGUAUUCCGCGGUCGGUGCUGAAAGACUGGCGCAAGGUGAAGAAGCUGAAGCAGACAGGAGAGUCGUUCCUGCAGGACGACUCGUGCUCGGAGAUCGGCCCCAACCUGCAGAAGUGCCGCGAAUGCCGAGUGGUGCGCAGCAAGAAGGGCGAUGAGCCCGCCCACUCGCCCGUCUUCUGCCGCUUCUACUACUUCCGCCGGCUCUCGUACAGUAAGAACGGAGUGAUCCGCAUUGACGGGUUCUCGUCCCCGGACCAAUACGACGACGAGGCGGUGAGCCUGUGGGCUCCGGACAUGUACGAGGAGAACGAGCUGGACCUGGAAACCUCCAAGUAUAUCCUCAGCUUCAUCGGAGACAAGUUCUGCCAGCUUGUUGUGACCGAGAACAUGGCCGCCACCUGGAUCAAAAAAGAUGCUAAGAUAGCGUGGAAGCGUGCGGUGCGUGGCGUGCGGGAGAUGUGCGACGCCUGCGAGGCCACGCUCUUCAACAUCCACUGGGUGUGCAAUAAGUGCGGCUUCGUCGUCUGCCUGGACUGCUACAAGGCCAAGGAGAGGAAGAGCUCCAAAGACAAAGAGCUGUAUGCCUGGCUGAAGUGUGUGAAGGGGCAACCUCACGACCACAAGCACCUGAUGCCCACGCAGAUUAUCCCCGGGACGGUGCUGACAGACCUGGUGAAUGCCAUGCACACCCUGAGGGAGAAGUGUGGCAUCCGUGCCCACUGUGUUUGUGCCGCUAGCAAGCAGACAGCCCUGCUGGGCAAACUGCCCUCCACCAACGGAGUUUCCCAGGUGCUACAGAAUGUGCUGAACCAUAGCAACAAGAUCGCGCUGUGUAAGCCAGAGUGCCCGCCCUCAAACGCCACGCCCAAGCUGGAGACCAAUGGCGGCGGAGCAGUGAGCCCGGCCAGUGACACCAGCAGCGAUCCCAAGCUCACCCCGCCCGAGUCCCAGUCCCCACUGCACUUCCUGGCCGACCUGGCAGAGCAGAAGUCCCGCGAGGAGAAGAAAGAGAAUAAGGCGACGCUGGGGAAGAGUGUGAAGGAGGAGGUGGGGGAGGCCGUGGAGGCGCUGCACUGUAAAGCCACGUCUCUGGUGUCGACCGGCAGCGAGCAGGGCUCCACCCUCAGGGACCUGCUCACCACCACCGCCGGCAAGCUCCGCCUGGGCUCCACCGACGCCGGCAUCGCCUUCGCACCCGUCUACUCCGCAGCCUCGCAGACCGGCAAGAGCGGCCGCAGCAUGCCCAACAUCCUGGAUGACAUCAUCGCCUCGGUGGUGGAAAACAAGAUCCCGGCGAGCCGCGGGGCCAAGUUGGCCCUGAAGCAGGAGCCCAUUGCCGAGGAACCCCGAGGCCCCGAGCGCAAGAAGCCUCCAGCGAUCCCGGACGAGCCCCCGGCGCCCAAGCUCCACGCGGACACCCCUCACUGCUGGCUCUACGGCCAGAAGAUGCUCUGGCUCAAAGACCACCGCAACUCUGGCAACUGGAAGCUGUUCCGUGAGUGCUGGAAGCAAGGCCAGCCUGUGCUGGUGUCUGGAGUGCAUAAGAAGCUGAACGCCAGCCUGUGGAAGGCCGAAUCCUUCAACCAGGAGUUUGCUGACCACCAAGGGGACCUCCUCAACUGCAAGGACAGCGUGGUCGUCUCCAACUCAGGCAUCAAGGAGUUCUGGGAUGGCUUCGAGGAUCUAACGAAACGGCCCAAAUCGAAGGACGGGGAGCCCAUGGUGUACCGGCUCAAGGACUGGCCUUCAGGAGAGGAGUUCAUGGCCCUCAUGCCAUCAAGGUAUGAUGACCUGAUGAAGAACUUACCCCUGCCUGAGUACUCAGACCCUGAAGGGAACCUCAACCUGGCCUCCCAUCUGCCCUCCUUUUUUGUGCGGCCGGACCUGGGGCCCCGACUGUGCUGUGCAUACGGAGUGGCCGCUUCCCAGGAGCAGGACUUCGGCACGGCCAACCUGCACAUGGAGGUGUCCGACAUCGUCAGCGUGCUGGUCUACGUGGGCGUGGCCAAAGGCAACGGCGUCCUCUCCAAAACAGGUGUUUUGAAGCGGCUGGAGGAGGAGGAUCUAGACGACCAGGUGAAGAGGCGUCUUAAGGACUCGAGCGAGACGCCCGGGGCGCUAUGGCACAUCUACGUCAGCAAGGAUGUGGACAAGAUCAAAGAGUUCCUGCACAAGGUGGCUAAGGAGCAGGGUGUGGAAAUGCCGGCGGAGCACGACCCUCUCCGUGAGCAAGGCUGGUACCUGACACGGAAGCUGCGCCAGCGGCUGCUGCAGGAGCACGGCGUGCAGGGCUGGACCGUGGUGCAGUUCCUGGGAGACUCCGUCCUCAUCCCCGCCGGAGCACUGCACCAGGUGCAGAACCUGCACAGCUGUGUCCAGGUGAUCAACGACUUUGUGUCCCCGGAGCACGUGGUGCACUCCUUCCGCCUCACCCAGGAGCUGCGCUCCUCCAGAGAGGAAAUCAACUAUGAAGAUAAGCUACAGGUCAAGAACAUCUUCUACCACUGUGUGAAGAACGCCGUGGGAACACUGAAACGGUGCUGCGCCGAAGAGCUGGAGGAAGAAGAGGAGAACUCGUGACCCUUACCCCCCACCCGCCCACCCUACAACACUUAAUUGCCCCCACUCCAGCACCCCCCCCCCCCCACCUGCUGACUGCCCUCCACCCCAAAAACAAAUAUGCACACUAACUUAAACCCUCGCAUCAUGACGAAAAACCUCCAGUGCCAAGCCAAGACUCUAAGCGAAAAAGAAAAAAAAACACAAAUGUGGAAAACAAUUCUGAAAAGAUGACGAUGGUAUUCACGUGUUACUGACACCAUAACAGUAUAACAAGCUGAUGCUUCAGGAUUACUGUGAUCUCGAGGAGGAGGAGGAGGAAGAGGAGAAAAGCGAUGAAAAGAUGGAGAGGAGGAAUACCCCGAUCAUCCGCUAAAGCAACAGCACUGCUGUUCUGUUUCUGUUUUUUUUUUUCUUCUCUAAUUCUCAAGUGUUUGUUUUCGUCUUGUUUGUUUAUACGUAUGUUUGUGCGUUGUUGUUUUUUUUUUCUCUCUCUCUCUUCUUCUCUGUUUUUCUCUGUAUAUUGUUUCAGUGGGGGAAAAAAAACAAAAAAUAAAGUGAUGUAUUUAUUUUUUAGGAGAUCUUUGUAACAUUUUACAUCUUCAUGUAAAUGUGACCUGUACAGUUUAUUUACUUUUCUUUCUCUUUUUUUUUUGCGCUGAGUGGAGAGAGAGAGAGAGAGAGAGAGAGAGAGUGUGUGUGUGUGUGUGUGUGUGUGUGAGAGAGAGAGAGAGAGAGAGAGAAAAUUAUUGUGCGUGCGUGUGUGUGGUUGUGAGUUCACUGCAUUGAGACAGUUACUGUGAGAGAGAGGACACACAUGUCAGCUGCUGCCUGGACUCUUUGGGAAAUCCUUGCUGAUUUUUUGCAGUCCUCUUGCCAUAUCUUUUUGGAAGAAAAAGAAAAAGAAAAUUAACUGCCAAACUAUUGUAAACAGUGUAAAGUUGUAUAAUGUAAAGAAAAGAAAAACUAAAUGAAAUAACACACUUCAGCAUUUUAUUAAGAAGUAUUCACUGUAAAAUGGAGACAUUUACAAAAAAGGUUGUAAUUUAUUUAAGAAAAUUGUCUCUUUUUUUUCUUUUGUUAAGAUUUACUAUGGUGACCUUUUGAAGUUAAAUGAAAAAAAAUGAAAACUUACUAUGCUGUGUAAAUAUAUACAUAUAUACAUUCACUGAUGUAUUUUUCUAAAACAUGGCUUGCUUCAAUUUCAAAUUUUAAAAAAGUGCAAGUGUUACAUGCUUUGUACAUUGAAGUUCAAAGGGGUUUUACAUUUUCCAUUAAAAUGGAUUUAUCAAAAA
Clupea harengus (Atlantic herring) is the source of this 9787-nucleotide messenger RNA. It is a transcript of the gene jmjd1cb, whose product is annotated as jumonji domain containing 1Cb. Gene Ontology annotation, molecular function: chromatin DNA binding; transcription coregulator activity; histone H3K9 demethylase activity. The coding region runs from base 291 to 8513 and encodes 2740 amino acids. NCBI's taxonomy places the organism in Eukaryota, Metazoa, Chordata, Actinopteri, Clupeiformes, Clupeidae. Gene Ontology annotation, biological process: regulation of transcription by RNA polymerase II. The record is from RefSeq and is a predicted model, not a curated record. Gene Ontology annotation, cellular component: histone deacetylase complex; chromatin. The transcript has 28 exons.